Engraulis encrasicolus (European anchovy) is the source of this 11855-nucleotide messenger RNA. RefSeq names its product Rho guanine nucleotide exchange factor (GEF) 4 (gene arhgef4). Gene Ontology annotation, molecular function: guanyl-nucleotide exchange factor activity; protein binding. Lineage: Eukaryota; Metazoa; Chordata; Actinopteri; Clupeiformes; Engraulidae. The coding region runs from base 742 to 7818 and encodes 2358 amino acids. Gene Ontology annotation, biological process: intracellular signal transduction. The record is from RefSeq and is a predicted model, not a curated record. The transcript is spliced from 15 exons.
AGAAAUGUUUAUCGCACAAAAGAACAGCUGAGAUUCCAUUCAAUGCAUCCUUGGAAAAAAAAGUUUGGGGAAAAUGGAGCCAUUGUUCGUUUCAGUCAGCAGGGAAAUCUCAGUUUCUCAAUAGAGUGCGUUAAUGAGCUGGACAAAGUCUAAAAGAAACUGUUGGUUUUGAAGGAGCUAGUUUUUGUUAAAAUGUUCAAUCUCUAAAUUGACUGUAGCCUAAAUUGACACUGAAAAAAUCCGUGCGUAAAAAAAAUCCCAAUCUAUUUUUCGCGCUUGUGAAAAAACACUCAGUUUCCACCCACAUAACUUUAUUCACGUUGACUUUCUCUAGUUGUCCAAGGAACUGUGGUUUGGUUCUCUGUGAUGCGAUAUCCCAAACACCAUCCCAGUAGUGAGAGAGGAGUGGAAGUGUCAAGUGUGUAGGCUGGGUCUCCCUGUUUAUUUUCCUGAGUGCAGCGCACCACACGCUCGCGCAACGUGGCCGUGUGUUCUGUAGCCUCGUGAACUACUGGCUACCCUCACCUAAGCCCGCCAGAGUCGCAUGGAACAGGAAUAACUUAUUUCGACGUCUUUGAAACAUUGGAUAUAUAUAUGUUUUUGCGCUGAAUGGACAUUUGCAAGUUUUCGAUGCGAUUGAAAACGGGAGAUUCGCUUUUUGGUGUGGUGAUGCUUUAGAUACUUUUAUCAACACAUUUUGUUUUUCAACAAGAUAAAGUAGUUGGUCAUUUCGUCAAUGAGAUGGACGAUGACCGUGACAAGGAGGGGAAGGCUUGCAGCAACAACAGCAAGCCCUCGGAGGAAUCCACAACGACCGACUCGCCGGAGGAUACCCAUAGCGCGCCCAGUCAUACAGUGCAAAGUUGGGAAUGGGAUGAAGCACAAAUGUACCAGCCAUGUGCGUCGGACCCGUACAUGGUCGCGAAGUUCACCAUAUCCGCGUACAUAUUCUGCUGGGCUGUGCUCAAGUUGUGCCAGCGGCUUGCAUGGCAACCUGUUCCACUGCCGGUCCAGGACUCCCUUGAGGGCGCCCCGCAUGACGACGGUGUAGAAGGGGCGGGGGCUUCCGCCGACGUCGACUCCGACUCCGAUCCCCGGCUGUGGAACAACGGCCCUGCGUCGCCUGCGGCAGCGACUCUCUCAGAAGAGAGUUCGACAGAGGACUACUUUGACUCCAACAACACGUGGCAGAACGAGGCGCUUUCUUCGGACCUUAGCCCAGACAGGGAGGACUGCCCCUCUGUCUUCCAGGGGGGGGCUCAGGACAAGGACCUCUAUAAGGGAUGGCGACUGGAGGAGAGCAGCCUCUCCCAGGACUGUAGGCCGCAUCGGCCCCAGAGGAAUUCCAGCAGCCUAGACAGUGGACCCACGCAGGCCAGCACCACCAGCAGCAGCAGCAGCAGCACAGACUCUAAUAAGCAUUUAGAACAGCACAGUUUAUCGGCCUGCAGUGCAGGUGCCCCAGCUGAUCGCUUACCAUGUAAAGACAACACCAGCACACAAAGCGCAGCUUUUAAUCACUUAAGCUGUCUAGAUACACAGAACAGAAGUACAGGAAGCGCAGGCAGCACUACCAACAUAGUCAGCACCAUCAGCUUAGAGGCAUGCAGUUCAGAAACAAAGAUCUUGUCUGCAGACUCACACUGUGCAGAUGCAACAUGCAUAGACUCGUCCUUUUCUAAAACAAUAGGAGCUGAAGCAGCACAGCCUUCCGACACCAGCUCUGCAGCACUUAGCACUGACACACACUGCAUCUCACUGCAGAGCCAUAGUAGCGAACAGAACAGCAGCACAAACACUAACGGACUUGCCACACAAGCACAACAAAGCACAUGUAGUAGUAAGCACAGUCGGAGCGUUUCACACGAGACCCCGAAGUGUAUCCCAGACACGGACACAAAGCCCAGCAAUGAAACAGCCAUAUUGUGUUUCGACUCUCAGGUGUGUAGGAGCACUAUAGCGGAACAGGAUCCCCUCACAGGGACAGACGGUGCCGUUAGAAACUCAACAGAUCCCGGGGAGGCCGGACUUCCUCCCUUGUCAGCCCCUCGUCCUCCCAUCCCUCCAUGCCCCCUUUCGGAGACUCAUUCUGAGCCACCGCGGGCCACUCCUUGUUCACGCUCAAGGACUGGGUUGAAUGGUGUGGCGUUGAAAACGGGCCAAGGAGAGCAACGGCCGUCGGAAACAGGGACAGAGGCUUCUCCUCAAGCACGCAAGGAUGAGGUUACAUCCCCCAAGUUAACAUGUGAGGCUCUUGAGAAGAAAGACAUUAGUUGUGAAGAAACUGCCAACCGUUUGCUAACCUGUAACGAGAGUGUCUCUCUCGAAAUAAGCAAAGAUAGGGGUACUGAUGAGCAUUUCCACAAAGAGUCAAUUAGCCUACAAACAGACUCCAAUGCAUAUAAUAUAGGACAAUCUGACACUGUGAAGCAGCCUGCGGAAUGUUCACCCCUCCCCCACAGCGGCUGCAAGGACGCUCCCUUGCAGACUUGUGAUGUAAGGCUAUCCACUUUGCACACACGGGCCCAUAAAGAGAAAGGGGAGGAAAGGCAACAGGCCUUAUCAGUGGAGGAGAGCAAAAAGAAGCAAGACGAAGAGAGAGGGGAGGACAAGCAGCAGGAGAAGGAGGAGGAGGAGGAGGAGGAGGAGGAGGAUAAACCGAGCUGCCGUGUUUACUUAAAACAGGAACAGGAUGCAAAGACCAUACAGCAACCCCUAAAAUCAAACUCUCACACACAUGUGCUUUCAGAUCACGAAGAACAGCAGAGCCUAACGAGCAAGAAGGCUGAGCAGCCAAAGCAACGCAGCCCUACAGACAAAACAGCAGAGGACACAGACAAAUCACAUUCAAAAACAAAGACCGACGCAGGUGAUAGCAGGAUACCGGGAAGUGGAAACCUCAGCGACCUUGAGCAGAGGCGUCAUCAUGAAACGGAACUUCUUCAGGCCGAUAUCAUCGCCACCGUGGCCUCUGAUCUCAGGACUAUAGAGAUCACUCUGGACACCCACACGUCGACGCUCGCAAAGCAGGUCCAAUCGCAGUUGAAUGAGCUCGUGCCUCGCUGCUGUGGCGGCAAGUCUUCCUCGCAUUCCGACUCCAACAACAACACCAAGCCUGUUGUGGGCCCCAGCAGUGGUGUGGUGGAGUCAAAUAGUUCCAAGCGCACCCCUGGGCAUAUCUCCAUAGACAGAUCGGAAAGUGGCAUUGAGGACUGCGAUAAACUUUUCCACACCCACGCCCAAACCGAGGCGAGAACAGAAACCACAGACACAGUCUUGGGGAUCCCCAACGGAGCUGUGAGCCCGACAGAAAAGGAGUCGGACGACAACACUGAAGAGCUCCUCCGGCCACUUGACUUUGAACCUUACUGGAGCAGUGAGGACUCUGCCUUGUCAGGGUUGGGAGAUGAUACAGAUGGUGGGCGUUGCGAAUUCACCCUAUCUGAGGAGGAUGCACUGACAAAACCUGCACAGCAGAAAGAGUAUCUCGACAGUGAGAAACAGCUUUGCCACCAUAAUCACACACAUUCCCCACAGUCUCCAGAGUGCAGUGAAGACAGUAGCAGAAUACCGAGUUUUGCUAUCACCGCCUCCACCCCGGACUUUCCCCAAACGCAAGAAAAUGGGCACGACCGUGACUCUUUAGCUCCCGUUUUGGACACUGAAAAUAUACAGUCGGACAAUAACAAAGAGCCAGACAAGAAGGAGGGUCAGCCAUACACAUCAGCCAAGUUCUUAUCAGACAGCUGCAGCACUGACAACAGCGUAGACAACAGCACAAUCAGCGGUGAUUGUCAAGACUCUGUGGAUUGCAGUUCAGUCGGUCCAGCUACCUCCUCACCCUCUCAUGUUGUCCAGACGUCAGUAAGGAUAGUGAGGCACCCGUAUCCAGACUUGGGGCUUGGCGUACUCUUGGUGCCUAGCCUUGAGCCCAUUCUGGAGACAGACAGGUCCCAGGAGAAUGCUGUGGUGGCUGAGGAUGACGAAGUGAAAAGCCAAGCGCAGAAAAGAGGCAGAGGGACAGGCAUGAAGCCGGCUGGGGAGGAGAGAGAAGCGAGAGACGCCAUAGUCUUCUCCUCCGACACUAUGCCUGCCUCGUGCCAUCAAGCUCAUCAGAGCCCUGCCGUGGAUAACUAUGUCAAAGUCACGUCCACCUGUGCAGAGGCAGAGCAGCCCGGUGAGGCUGACCUUGCAAGUGGUCAAAAGGUCGCGACCUUGCAGGUUGACGAGGACCUGACUGCAGAGAGGCGGAAGAGGAGCCCCACGGCCUCAUCUCAGGAUCUGGACACCACCAGCACCAAUAGCGAGGAGACAGAUGAGCAAUCUGCGUCUCACACAGGGGGUGGGGGCCCGGGAAAAUCCUCGAAGAAUAAGGGAAAGGGCUCAAAGUUCUCCGUCUUUGCAAAGAUGCCCUCUUUCAGGAAGGGAAAAGGCGCCACCAAGGACGGCAAUAAUAAAAAAGCACAGAGCGAGUCCGCGGACGGCGGAGGAGUGGAUCUCUUGUUCUACAGGACACACAGCCUCGAGCCAAGAGAGACAGAGCGUGACAACUCGGACGAUGAUGUCUUCUACAAGGGUGAUGGCGGCGGCCACCAGCCAGCCCUGCAGCAGACACCAACAUUCUCGCCAUCACCGUGUGACGGGGAGGAGGACGAGGACCACGGAUUCUACUCCUCGGCGCCCCGCACACGGCACGUCCGCCAGUUGUGCAAGGAGGAGACGGACAACAAAGAAGGGAGCCCCGAGUCGACGCAGAACCGGCUCACCCCUGCUGGUCAGGAUGCACUGAACUAUAAAAGGAGCAAGAGCAGCGACAGCCUGAGCCUGCGGCUGCGCUUAUCUCAGGCCCACAAGUCUCUGUCCAGCCUGUUUGAGUCCCGAUUGCUGGACAAAGAGUUUGUUGAGGAGCAAGGGGCUCCGGGUCGACCGGAGGGGGGAGAGGAGCAGCCCAGCAGGGGUGGAGGAAAGCAGGCCUGGAAGAAGCUUCGGAAGGCCAAGGAAGCAGAGCUUCUACGCCGCACCAUGUCGGUGCCAGAAGGAGACAGCCCAAAAAGUGGUACACGGCAGGUGCAUAGUGACUACGCCACUCGCACGGCCCAGGAGAGGCUGAGCGUUCCCGGGACUCCCGGCUCGCCCGGUAGCCCCCGCACUCUCUGUCACAGCGACCCCCUCAGUAAGAGGGCCUUACAGCAGGACAGUCAGGACGACUCGUCACAGGGGAGUAGGUCAGAAGGCCGUCGGAGAAAAGCCUCACCUAAUGGCCUGUCAAUUAGCUUCUCGGACUCUGGCCCACAAUCUUCCGAUGACUCUGAAGCCCUGCCUAACCCUGACUCCACCCCCUUGUCACCCCUGAGUCCUUGUUCCGCAGCCAGUCCGGCCGGACCCGCAUCUACCCGGUCGCCCGGGACCUGUGACGCCGUAGACGGACCAAUACGGCCAAUGAGCCCCAAACCCCACAUGAGCCCCAGGCCUGCUGCCCAGCGGCGGGCCUUCCGCUACGGUCCGGCACGCUCCAGUGCGCUCUCGCUCAUCCUCCUGGGCCAGGGGAUGAGCGUGGAGGCGCUGUCGGAGCCCCCGGAGAGGCCCAAGACUCUGAAGCCCAAAGCGGGUCCCAUGGGGUCCCUCAGUCCCCUGAGUCCCCAGGAGCCUCUCAGCCCGCGGGAGGAUGGGUCUCUGGAGGGCCAGUCUCAGAAUAGCCUGGUGGCAUCCACAUCCAGCAAUGAGCUUGAGACCUCACUAGAUGGCAGUAAGCCUGUCACACUGCCACCAACCCCAGCCAAGAGGCUCAUGGAGCUGGUGGACACACCACGCCGGGACACCCGAAGCCCGGCCCCCGUCAGGCCCGUAUCGCACGCGGGCACGACCGCAACGUCACCAGAACCGGUCCAGGUGUACCGCCAACGGAGGUGCUGUUCGGACGACUUGUGGAUCGAGCAGGAGAAGAACCGGAAGAGGAGGCUGGACCGGGCCAUGAGGGAGAUGAGCUCCCGGCAGCCGGGAGAGAUGGAGAAAGCCAGGACGCGCCUCUCCCUUUCCGCCAUGGAUCCCUUCACCGGGACGCCCCUGCGAGCCCACAGCUUCUCCCAGAGCACGCCCAUCGGCCUGGACUGCCUGGGCUGGAGACGACGCAUGUCCUACCCCUCAGUCAUAGUGCCUGACGGCGGCACGGAGAAGGCCGCGUUCGGGGACGAAGCGGGCAGCGAGGAGGACCUGUUUGAAGACUUCCGAAGCGCCGGUCAUCGAUUCGGCCAUUCGGGAGGCGGGGGAGAGCAGCUCGCUAUAAACGAGCUGAUCAGCGAUGGCAGUGUGGUGUACGCAGAGGCGUUGUGGGACCAUGUCACCAUGGACGACCAGGAGCUGGGCUUCAAGGCCGGUGACGUCAUCGAAGUGGUAGAUGCCACCAACAAGGAGUGGUGGUGGGGCCGCAUCCUGGACAGCGAAGGCUGGUUCCCUGCCAGCUUUGUGCGGUUGCGUGUGAACCAGGAUGAGCCCAUGGAGGAGUACCUAGCGCACCUGGAGGAGACCCGGGAGGAGCACAGCCGGGGGGUGGGGCUGCUGCUGGGGCCUGGCCUGCCCUGCAAAGAGCAGAUGAGGACCAACGUCAUCAACGAGAUCAUGAGCACCGAGCGAGACUACAUCAAACACCUGAAGGACAUCUGCGAGGGCUACAUCAAGCAGUGCCGCAAGCGAACGGACAUGUUCUCGGAAGACCAGCUGCGCACCAUAUUUGGCAACAUAGAGGAGAUCUACAGGUUCCAGAAGAAGUUCCUCAAAGGCCUGGAGAAGAAGUUCAACAAGGCAGAGCCCCACCUCAGUGAGAUCGGCUCAUGUUUCCUCGAGCAUCAAACAGAUUUCCAGAUCUACUCCGAGUACUGCAACAACCACCCCAACGCCUGCCUGCAGCUCUCCAAGUUGAUGAAGGUCAACAAGUAUGUCUUCUUCUUCGAGGCGUGCCGCCUGCUGCAGAAGAUGAUUGACAUCUCGCUGGACGGCUUCCUGCUGACGCCCGUGCAGAAGAUCUGCAAGUACCCGCUGCAGCUGGCUGAACUGCUCAAGUACACCAACCCUCAGCACAGGGACUAUGCGGAUGUGGAGGCUGCCUUGAACGCCAUGAAGAACGUGGCCAGGCUGAUCAAUGAGAGGAAGCGGCGGCUGGAGAAUGUAGACAAGAUUGCCCAGUGGCAGAGCUCCAUAGAAGACUGGGAGGGUGAAGACGUCCUCAGUAAAAGCUCGGAUCUGAUCUUCUCCGGAGAGCUGACUAAGAUAUCACAGCCACAGGGCAAGAGCCAGCAGCGCAUGUUCUUCCUCUUCGAUCAUCAGAUGGUCUACUGCAAGAAGGACCUCCUGCGUCGGGACAUGCUCUACUACAAGGGCCGCAUGGACAUGGACCAGAUGGAGGUCCAGGACGUGGAGGACGGCAAGGACAAGGACUUCAAUGUGAGCGUGAAGAAUGCGCUGAAGCUGCGCUCGCCCAGUGGCGAUGAGGUGCAUCUGCUGUGCGCCAAGAAGCCCGAGCAGAAGCAGCGCUGGCUCCGCGCCUUCAACGACGAGCGCACGCAGGUGCAGCAUGACCGAGAGACAGGCUUCUCCAUCACUGACGUCCAGAAGAAACAGGCCAUGCUAAAUGCCUGCAAAAGCCAUCCCACUGGGAAACCCAAAGCGGUGACGCGGCCCUACUACGACUUCCUGCUGCGCCAGAAGCACCCCUCACUGCCCACCGCCCUCCCCCAGCAGCAGGUCUUCAUGCUGGCCGAACCCAAGCGCAAGACCUCCAACUUCUGGCACAACAUCGGCCGGCUCACGCCUUUCAAGAAGUAAAGAAGAUGAAGUCAGCAUGGAGAGAAAGAAAGAGGAAGACUGACGAGAAGAAGAAGAAAAAGAAGAGGGAUGAGGAAUGGAAAGAGGAGAGAUGAAGAGAGGGAGUGGAGAGCUCACUAUAAGCUCGUGCCUGAACUUUAGCCCUAACCUUGUAAUCCUCCUUUUUCUUUGUUCGCUACGUACGUGCGUUAGGUUGGGUUUCGUUUUCAUUUGUUCAUCUGUGUCAUCCUUCCCAAAAUCAAUUACCAACUGUCGAUAAAGACACUGAGGAUGACGACAAUGAUGACAAUGAUGCUGAUGCUGAUGGUUAUGAUGAUGAUGAUGACGAUGAGGAUGGCAGCGUUGGUGGUGAUGAUAAUGAAGAAGAAGAAGAAUAAUACGAAUGAUGAUAAAGUUUAAUUUUAUGUUGUUGAGAAAGCACUUUAUAGGUUGGUUCCAAUCAGACAUAAGUGGAUAUUAAGACUGUGUGUAAACUCUGGGCCGCUUGACCCAGGGUCCGAGGCUCCUCCUCUCUGGACUCUGAGAACAGCAUUAUGUAGAUGGGUACUAAUACUACUACCGCUGUCAAGAACAAUGCCAGGACUUUCACGGCAGCCCCUUAUCUUUGAAAGAUACCAGACUGACAAAAUAUUACGUUGACGGUUUUUUUUUCUCCUGUUCAUUGGUUUUGUUUUAUUUUUUGUUCAUGUUUUUUUUUGUUCGUGUCAACAGUUGCCAAUUGUUCGCAGUGCCAGAAAAAAAAGUCAGCUUUUUCUUACGUUGUUAUUUUUUAUUAUUAUUUGUUUUGUGUCAGAUAUGGAAAAAAAGAGGUUGUGAGGGGAUGGGGACAUCAUGAUCUGUGUAAUUGCUAUUCUGUUCCAGAAACUCUUGCACCCUUUCUGAUACCAUCUGGUUUCAGCUAGACACACAGAUAGCGAAACUAAAUGACGGUCUUCUUUAGAACCCAAAGACAUUACCGUACUCAACACUGAGAAGAACUCAUGGCUGGUGACGACUCGGUGUACAUUCAAGCCUGCCGCCAUCUUUCUCACUGUCUCUCUGCAUGUUAUUCUCUGUCAUCAACACCUCCUUUAAGCCUUUUCUGACAAACCUCUGCCUAUUAUUAUUAUUAUUAUUAUUAUUAUUAUUAUUAUUAUUAUACAGCUUCGUUUUGGAAGUGCCAUUUUUUGAAGUGUCUCCUGGAUCAUUCAGCUAUGCAUGGACUGCUUUUCAACAAAAGCGUGCUACCCCAAACAUAACUCCACCCCAAAUUUUUGCUACAAGUCCGCUUCCCAGUAAUGCUAAACAAACAAACAUACAAACAGACAAACCAAGUAGUUUUUCCAUUUAGUGUCUCAUGCAGAACACACAGGCCUCUUUUGUAUUACAAGACAGGGGACCCUUAACUCAAGGUGUUUUGUGUAACCGAGAUCUUGUAAUGUGAAAGUGUCUUACUGUACCAGUCCAAUUCUCCUUUUGGCUGAGAAGGACGCAUGGCCAGGAUAGAUGAUGUGUUUAUGGGGGAAAAUGCUAAUACUAUACUGUAUGAUGACAAAAACCACAGCAGCCUGGGAGAAAUACCCGAAUGUCUGAAUACCUAAGUGUUUAUUUUAUUUAAUUAUUUCAUUUUAUGUUUUUAUAUUCUUCCUCCUCUUCCUCCUCAUCCUUCUCCCCUUUCGAAUAUACCAGAGAGGAAUGUGCCUGCCUUGGAAUACUGAUAGUGCUUGUUUUUUUUCUCCUUUCCUUUCCUUAAGGGAGGUAUAAUGCCUGUGUUUCACACUGCCCUCCAGUCGCUAUCACUUCCCCUCCCCUCCUCCUAUCAUAGAUACUGUAGAGCCUCCGUUACCAUGGAGACUGAAAUCUCUUAUCGAGCGUCACCGUCUCUCUCUCUCUCUCUCUCUCUCUCUCUCUCUCUCUCUCUCUCUCUCUCUGGCUGACAAACGCUCGCUCCAUUGCCAUCACAGAUCAAAAUGUGUUUGUUGCAACAACAACAAAAAACACAGAUUCAACUAUAGAGAUUUUCAGUAAGGGAAAACAAAAUCUUAACAUGCUGCUUUGUGUUCUCUUGACAACAUAAAUGGAGAGAGAGAGACUCUUGAAGAAUUUAUAGAAACCAGGUUAGGUGGUGGACUUCAAGACGGCCUCGUGGCCAUGUUUGAUGCUCUGAUCUUUGUGAAGAAGAAGCAUAAUAUAUUUUUAAUCAGCACUGCGCGCAAACACUGUCAAAAGUCUAAAGAAUAGUGUAUUUCUUCUCUCUCGCCAGACUCUCCCAUUCUUAGUUGCACCCAUAAUAAUGUAUCUCAUCACAAGUCGGAUUCCUGUUAUUUUUUUGUUUUCCUUUUCUUUUUCCGUGGAUUACACUAUAUGAAACAGUCUGUAUAUUCUGUAAUCACCUCCUUCAACUAUUCCAAAUGCACUAAAAUGCAGCUUGUACACACACAAAAAACAAAGAAUGAAUGGCAUCCUUUGAGUGGUCACAUCUGAAAGUGGGCAUGUUUUUUUGUGAGAAUGACACAAUGGAGACUUUAGUUUUCUGUUCCUAGUGUGCCCAUAACCUAUGGAAAUGUCACAGUACACAUUCCAUCAGGCUAUCUGGUCUACUGAAUCAGCUAUGGCCUAUGGGUGCACAGACAGGCAGCCAGACCUGUGAGGCACAGCCAAGCCCAAGAUGAAAUUAGUUGUUGCGUUGUAAUUUUGUUUUGUUUUUUGGCAUGUCCUUGUUUUUCUUCCUGUUAAGCCUUUCUGAUAGAUUAUGUUCCCCUUGGGAACAGCACUGCAGAAAAAACAGGUUUGUGCGUGCGUGCGUGCGUGUGUGUGCGCGUGCUUCACAACGGCAACUAGUGUGUGAGGGAAUCCAAGAGACCCAAGUCUGAUUAUAAUUACCAGGCUCCCCGCUGACACACCUGCUGCUGCCUGAGAGAGGGAAAGAAGCCGCCUCUCAGGCUGUCACUGGAGGCCUGCCUCCAAAACGCUCUCCCUCGGCACACACAUCAAUCACCAGAUGGAGUCAUCUCACGGCUCUGUACCUAGUCAAUAAUAAUGCGCAACACCAGCUUGGCUGUGUUAUUUUCUUAUUCACAGAGGUAGCCUGGACCUCCCAGCCAUACCCCGAGUACUAAUUUGGGAAAUUUGGAAUUGAGUGGAAGCUUACAGAUGGCAAGGCCAGGUUAAGAGAGAAGGGUAUGUUGAAUCAGUUUAAUGGAACAGAUGACUUCAUUUUAUGGAGACCAUUUGAGAGCCAUACACACAUAGCCUACUUACUACUCUCUCAUUUAUUUUUUUCUUCAAACAUGCUUCACCUACUUGCUUCUGUUGUGGUUGCAUGCUGCCUCCUAGUGGACAAAAAUAUACCUAUGUUUUGCUCAUUUCCAUUGUCAUUCUUUUAUUUAUUUAAUUUUUUCCCCCUUUUUUAAUGGUUCGCCAUGUUGUGAGAGACAGCAAGUCAACCAGUGUUAGCACUGAAACCUUUCCUCCUAAGGGUUGGACAACUAUUAAAACAAAUGGGUAUUUCAUCUGAAAGUUUUGGAUAACCGUUGAGGUGUUAAUGAAAAUGUAAUGAUACUUCAGUGAUGCUUGACACAAAAAAAGAUUUAAGACCACUGGACCAUCCACUGGAGAAAAAAACAAAACAAUUUCUUCGGAACUCUGUCUACUCUGAUGAUUCAUCCAGCAUGCACAGGAACCCUUUUUUCCACCCACAGACACACCCAUACAUUUUUGUCUCGAUGGAGAUGAAAAUGAACUACUUCUUUAAGCCUAUAAUUAAUCGUUUACCUGUUUCUACAUACAAAUACUGCUAUUUUGCUUAAAUACAUGACUGUAACUGACCUACAAUGCGAGACAGAAAAAUGAAAACACUGAAAAGUUAUGAGAAUGCCAUGUACUGCCUGUCGCAGGGUACCCUGAGUGGAGAUGGCACUUGUGAAAAAUGUAAGUAUAGUUUGUUUAAAUUACAAAAACAGAGAUAAAAGACCGUGUUUGUACAUAAUAUUUGUAUGUGUAUGGUUGUUUACAUAUGCACUCAAAAUGAUGGGGAAAUUAAAACCAUUUAAAGUGUU